Molecule: messenger RNA, 940 nt
Organism: Stomoxys calcitrans (stable fly)
Lineage: Eukaryota; Metazoa; Arthropoda; Insecta; Diptera; Muscidae
Product: transmembrane protein 256-like
Exons: 3
Coding region: 229-771 (180 amino acids)
Source: RefSeq, a predicted model, not a curated record
CUCAGUAACAAUUCUCACUGCCGGCAUCAUGUUCAUAAAUAAUAAAGCUGCCGGAAUUAAAACAAGAUAGACCGUGUUUGCUACCAACCUUUUGGUGCAUUAUCUGCGUCGCCAUUAUUUUCUUAUAACACGAGAAAAAAUUCUGAAUUUUUGCACCUUUUAACGUCAAAUUUCAAGCAAACAUUCAAUUUGGAAGUGGAAAGAAAGAUACUUGGAAGUCGAAGCAAAAUGACGAUUGCAGAUAGUUUGCAUUAUAUUGCCGUUGGGAAUCCCCUAAGUAAAUUUACAAUGAACGCAGCAAAUUCGUUAUUGGGCCGCAGCUCUGCUAUGAGGGUAAAUGCAAUGUCUGUAAGCAAUCUUAAUACAGUAAAUGCAUCUUUGAUGUCCGGGAAUUUAGUAAAAGCUAUGCCUCCAUUGUGGGAGUUGGCAGGCCAUAAUCGGAAUUUUGUACGUUUGGCUGGUUUAAGCGGGGCGGCUGCAGUCAUCCUGGGAGCGAUUGGUAGCCACAAUGCAAAGUUUAAAGAUAAUGCUGAAAUGCGAGCUGUUUUUGACACAGCUAACCGGUUUCAUUUCUUUCACUCAAUAGCCCUAAUGGGUAUUCCAUUGGCUAGGUAUCCCAUGGUGACAGGCUCUUUGAUGUUAGUUGGCAUGUCCCUUUUUAGUGGAUGUCUUUAUUAUCGCGCUUUUACUGGAAAUAAGCCACCCUUUGCUCGAAUGGCUCCUAUGGGAGGAACUCUGCUGAUUGUAGCUUGGCUCUCUUUGUUGCUAUAAUGCAGAAAAAUCCUUGGAUAAAAAUGUUGCAGAAAAUUGGUGUAGUACCAAACUGGAGCCUGAUUCUAUUUUAUUGAAAUUCUUUAAUACUUAUAUGAUAUUUUCCAAAUUUGUAUUCAUGAUUUUUCUACUGCCGAUAUGGGAAUUAAAACUUUUGUAUGUAUUUUGA